GGAGGGCGCCGUCUGGGGACGCCCCUGGCGGGCUGCUUGGCGCUCUCCUCCUCACCGGGACCCGCCCCUCGCUGGGGAGCUGCGCGGCUGCGCUGGGUCCCCUUUACAGCCGCAGGUGCUUGAGCCCAGCGCGCAGUUCUGCCGGGGCCAUUCCCUCAACCACCUCCUGAUCGGCAGGUGUCUUCUGUUUCCGUCGUUCCCGGCCUGCUGAGUGCUGUCAGCCCCUGCUCCUCAAAUGGAAGCAUCAUCCUGAGAUAUCCAGCCAAUUUCUUGGGGCCUACAUUGAGCAAAGAUGAGUGCUUCUUCCAGGAUACUGUAACUAGAGUGUCCAGAUCAGUUCAGAAUUGACCAUGGGAGCCAACACUUCAAGCAAAGCACCGGUGUUUGAUGAAAAUGAAGAUGUCAACUUUGACCAUUUUGAAAUUUUGCGAGCCAUUGGGAAGGGCAGUUUUGGGAAGGUCUGCAUCGUGCAGAAGAAUGAUACCAAGAAGAUGUAUGCCAUGAAGUACAUGAACAAACAGAAGUGUGUGGAGCGGAAUGAAGUGAGGAAUGUCUUCAAGGAACUGCAGAUCAUGCAGGGCCUGGAACACCCUUUUCUGGUGAAUCUGUGGUAUUCCUUCCAAGACGAGGAAGACAUGUUCAUGGUGGUGGACCUGCUACUAGGUGGGGACCUGCGUUAUCAUCUGCAGCAGAACGUCCACUUCCAGGAGGACACAGUGAAGCUCUUCAUCUGCGAGCUGGCCAUGGCCCUGGACUAUCUGCAGAGCCAGCGCAUCAUUCACAGGGAUAUGAAACCUGACAAUAUUUUACUUGAUGAACAUGGGCAUGUGCACAUCACAGACUUCAACAUUGCUGCCCUGCUGCCCAAGGAGACUCGGAUCACCACCGUAGCUGGCACCAAGCCAUACAUGGCACCGGAGAUGUUCAGCUCUAGGAAGGACACAGGCUACUCCUUUGCUGUCGACUGGUGGUCCCUGGGGGUGACAGCUUACGAACUGCUGAGAGGCCGGAGACCAUAUCACAUUCGCUCCAGUACUUCCAGCAAGGAAAUUGUGAACAUGUUUGAGACAGCAAUUGUAACUUACCCUUCUGCCUGGUCACAAGAGAUGGUAUCCCUUCUUAAAAAGCUGCUUGAACCUAAUCCAGACCAACGCUUUUCUCACUUGACUGACAUUCAGAACUUCCCUUACAUGAGUGACAUGAACUGGGAAGCAGUCCUGCAGAAGAGGCUCAUCCCAGGCUUCGUUCCAACCAAAGGCAGGCUCAACUGUGACCCCACUUUUGAACUGGAAGAAAUGAUUUUGGAGUCCAAGCCUCUUCACAAGAAAAAGAAGCGCCUGGCUAAAAAGGAGAAGGAAAUGAGGAAAAGUGACUCCUCUCAGACGUGCCUUCUUCAAGAGCAUCUUGACGCUGUUCAGAAAGAAUUUAUAAUCUUCAACAGAGAAAAAGUAAAAAGAGACUUUAAUCAAAGACAAGCAAAUCUAGCCUUGGAACAAGCCAAAAACAACACAGAAGAGGAGGAUGGCCAGAAUAACAACCUAUAAAAUGGUUUGGAGACUUCGGGGGACAGUGUUAGGCACCUGGCCGGAAACUCCUGAUUACCACACACAGAAGAGCUGACGGCAGUCCUUGCCAUUCCCACACCUCAUGACUUAGAGAAUGUGGAGAGAAUGUGAAUAGUCUUCGAAGGUGGCCGCACUUUGCAACGACAGGAGAGAGCCCUGGUUCUGAGCUCUCCAGUUCCUGCCUCAGCACUCAUUAACUCUGUGACCUUAAGUGAAUCAUUUAACUGCUUUAGUUUUAGUUCACCGCUGGAAAGGUAGAGGGUUAUUUCAGAAGAGCUAGCCUUUGCUCUGUUAAUGCUACGACUGCUCUAAACAGCCUUUAUUCUUAUUUUUAAAUGAAUAUUUGAAUGUAGAUUUAUUUUUUAUUUUUUGAUGACACUGUGAAACAUGGACACUGUACACAGUGGGCCUCUUCAGGGCUAGAGAAUAUCACACAGGGGCCAGAAUUCCAAAGCUUGAUUGGGUAGGAAUAAAGAUGUUCCAUCAGGAAUAAAUACAUAGGUCAGAUUAGAAGCAGCAAUGACUCAUAGGAGCUUGCGGUGGGGGAACUGCAUCGGCAAGGAUUCUGUUUGCAAGUGCCUCCUGUGUGCAUGGCCUCUCACCUUCUCUUCUGUCUGUGAGGUGGUCUUGAUCAGUUGGACUUGAUUCUAAUGAGAGGAGUCAUAUGCAGAAGUUUAGCAAAUGCUGGGAGUUGGGACACAUUUUUUUUUUCAACAUGGAAGUUGUAAAAUAUCAGGCUCUGGUAUAUUUGUCCCUUGAGGGAUAAUUUUCCUCAAGAUUAGCGGAGACCCUGCUAAUUAGCAUCUGCAGGGGAUCAGAGAGCGCUGCUGAACUAAAGGCAAGGUUACUUGGACCUUUGGACUCAGUGAAGUUACCCCUUACAGGAGAGUUUUACAUGAGUUUUGGAAGCCAGCAAACUUUCCCCUGAGAAACUCCUAACUCUACAACGUGAAGGGGAAAAAAGUCAGUUGCUUUUCUGUCAAGAAACAUGUUUUUGUGUUGUUGGGCCCUUUUUGUAUUGAUUAACUAAAAUAUGGGACAAUUUACGAAUGUCUACAGUCUAGAAUUACAUUUAAAGCAGCAGGAUGGCUUAUCGAUCCCAGAGGUCCAAUUCAGGGAGACUAAUGCUCCUACAUCAUAUAAUCACUGUGAGAUGGCUGGCAGAAUUGCCUUGCUACUUAAACUAUUCCUGAGGUCUGACUCUUUCUUGUCUGUGUAUUUCACUCAUGUGCAAAGUGUAAUUCACCUCACUGUGCAUGGGUUGUAACUGUACUGUGCUCAUGCAUAGAUCAUCUUUGAAGAACUUCUUCGGGUGCCCCACUGGUGAUGCUGGGUGGAAUCAGGACAGAGGUGGCUUUACAAAGCAUGUUUUCAACUCUUGGGAAACUGAGGCCAUCGAAUGGUGUUCCUUAUGGAGAGAGAGUAUACAGGGGUAACCAUGGUGACAGCCAGCCACUCCAAGGGACCAGAUUGAUUGAUUGAUAUGAUUUGGGAAAGGUGGACAGGUAGAAGUAGAUGGUAGAUACUGAGGCAAGAAAGUUUGUGUCGAAAAACAAGAGCUGAAGGUAAGAGUGGCAUUUACAGUUCUCUGGAUUCUGGCAUGACUGGGACAUAGUGCCUCUCCACUAAGAUCAAACACACACACACACACACACACACACACACACACACACACACACACAUUUUUAAGAGUCAAAACCCACCUCUUUUAUUCGGCUCCUGUCUCUGAAGUUCUCACCUGUCAUUUGUGACAUUUUGCAUAUAUUCCAUCACUGUUUAACUCAAACAUUUGCCCUGACCUUCAGAGGGAUGAAUGGGUCAAACAGAGCAACCCAGAGAUGACUGGAUUCUGCUCCAGGCUGGUACCCCUCCCUAUAAGUGUCAGGGACCACAUGCAUGCUCCAGCUUCUACCUUUUGUUCUUCUGUAUUGAACACCCAAGGUGUUAGACGUUUUAUGGAUUUACCUUCCCUCACCUGGCCCCUCCUUCUCCUGGACCUCGUCUGCAUCCUCCAAAACAGCAGCUUUUAAAAAUGUUUUCUAAAGGCCAGCAGGGCCAGCAGGGCCAGCAGGUCUCAAGUUCAAAUCUCUAGUGUUUUUUUUAUUCCCAUUAGACAUCUUUCUGAGCACUGUUGCUUUCAGAAUUGGGGAGAUGCUGGUUACAGUGCAGGGUGGGAGUUGGAUAAAUGACAGGCACACAGUGUGUGGCCAGUUAAAAAGAAACACACACACACACACACACACACACACACAAAUCCAUUGGGCUUGGGCUGUGGCUCAGUAGUAGAAUAUGUGCUCAGCAUGCACGAAGACCUGGGUAGAUCCUCAGCACCCCCAGAGAGAGAAGCACCGAACCCAGCUGUGCAGAACAGCUGGAUCUGAGUACCACCUACUGCCGUGCAUGUUAAAGAAGAGGGAAAAAAAAUCAAUAACAAAACAAACAAACAACAUCAAAACAACUUUCCCAAGAGCUCAUGAUAAUUGCUUCUUGGUUUUAUUCCCUAUUUUCAGCUAAACGUUAGCACCCACCAGAUGAAAUAUCCAUAUUUCUGAGAAGAAUCGGGGUGGGUGGAAAACUUCAGAAAACAGUGCAACCACUUUAUCCUUCUUUCUGCUGCUCCCAGAAUCCCUCUGAGCAGCUUCCUUGUUCCCUUGCUCUGCAGAGCAUCUGAAAGGCCUGAGCAUGGGUUCAAAAACCAGAGUGCCCUGGAUGUAACACCACUCUGUAGCGCAGCUGAAAAUCCCCAGGCCAUUCCCAGUGACUUGGGGCAGCUACCUACGGGGCAACCCCGGUCAGAUCCUCCCUCCGCGGAGAAAGGCUACAUCCUGCUAAGAGCCAGUGAUAACUACUGCAGCCCUGGUGAAGGCUGAGGUCAUCUGUAGGGCAGGCAUGAAUCUCAAGGAGCAGAGAGCCUUUCUGAAUUAAUCCCAAUGAUCUAAUUAAUUAGUGGAAGUCCAGAGAUGACUGGAUUUCCUACGGUUAUGGCUCUCUUGGAGAUUCAUGAGUGAGUAACUAGGGAGGCUAUUGCUGCAGCUAUUGACACCCAUGUUGCUGUUCGAGGUUGACAGGGAUGCUGAGCUACUGUGUUCCGUAUGUUCACUGACUAGGCAUGGCAAGUGCUCAGCUCCUCCGUGUUUCUGUGUUCUGUCCACACACUAUCUGUCUCCUACUUCUGUCUACCUGUGAUGGCUAUUCACCGUGAGUUCAGUGUGCCUGCUCAAUGUGAAACCCUGAGACUUCACAUUUCAUUUCAUUUUAUGUGCCGUUCUGAACUGGUUGCUGAUUUAAAAAACAAAACAAAACAAAACAAAAAACCCAGACUAGAAAAAAUUUUCUCUAUAAAUACAUAUAAAUAUGUGCUUCUGUUGAGCCAUACUGUAUGUGAUAUAAAUGUGCCUGCAUGGAUUAAAAUGUCUUCUGUAAUGAUA
Mastomys coucha (southern multimammate mouse) is the source of this 4993-nucleotide messenger RNA. It is a transcript of the gene Stk32a, whose product is annotated as serine/threonine kinase 32A. Gene Ontology annotation, molecular function: G protein-coupled receptor kinase activity; G protein-coupled receptor binding; ATP binding. Gene Ontology annotation, biological process: regulation of signal transduction; G protein-coupled receptor signaling pathway; protein phosphorylation. The coding region runs from base 351 to 1544 and encodes 397 amino acids. The transcript is spliced from 13 exons. The record is from RefSeq and is a predicted model, not a curated record. NCBI's taxonomy places the organism in Eukaryota, Metazoa, Chordata, Mammalia, Rodentia, Muridae.